Penicillium nucicola is the source of this 1299-nucleotide messenger RNA. Its product is annotated as L-threonylcarbamoyladenylate synthase. Gene Ontology annotation, cellular component: cytoplasm. Gene Ontology annotation, molecular function: nucleotidyltransferase activity; tRNA binding; double-stranded RNA binding. The coding region runs from base 1 to 1299 and encodes 432 amino acids. Lineage: Eukaryota; Fungi; Ascomycota; Eurotiomycetes; Eurotiales; Aspergillaceae. Gene Ontology annotation, biological process: regulation of translational fidelity. The record is from RefSeq and is a predicted model, not a curated record. The transcript has a single exon.
AUGUCUUCAACCCAGACGCGAGUUCUUCCUGUCCAACGGCUGAGCCAAGGGCCCGGCGAUCUCUCUCUGGCCGAAUGGUGGGAGAAGGAACGCGGCCAACAAACACCUGAGUCCAAGGCCAUCGAAGCCGCCGCCGAACUCCUCCGGUCGAGUGAUCUCCCCGUCGCCUUUCCCACCGAGACAGUCUAUGGCCUGGGUGCCGAUGCCACACGCAGCGCCUCCGUCCAGGGAAUCUACCGCGCAAAGCAGCGGCCCUCGGACAACCCAUUGAUUGUUCACGUUGACUCACUGGAAAUGCUCGACCGUCUCCUCAACCCCACCGUCAAACACAAUCCAGGAUCGCCUCAGACGCCACGCAUCGCCAUUCCACCGAUCUACAAGCCUCUGAUCGAACGAUUCUGGCCCGGCGCCCUGACUAUCAUUUUACACAACCCAUCCGGCUCCGAGUUGGCGCCCGAGGUCACCUCCAAAUUGACCACAUUCGGCGUCCGCAUGCCCUCUUCUCCCCUGGCGCGUCUCCUCAUCCACGCCGCAGAUCGCCCCCUCGCUGCGCCCUCCGCCAACGCCUCUACCAAACCAUCCCCAACAACCGCACAGCAUGUAUACCACGAUUUGCAAGGCCGCAUCGAUCUCAUUCUAGACGGCGGACCCUGCGGCGUGGGCGUCGAGAGCACCGUAGUCGACGGGCUUACCAGCCCGCCGGCGAUUCUGCGCCCCGGUGGAAUCGGCAUCGACGAGAUCCGAGAAUGUGAAGGCUGGGAAAACGUGGAAGUCGCUUACAGCGACGGAACUCUAGAAAUGAAGGAUAUUCCGCGCGCACCGGGUAUGAAGUACCGACACUAUUCACCAAAAGCACGAGUCAUUCUCUUCGAGCCUAAAUCUACCAUGAAAGGAGUCGCGAAGCAUGUCCAAAAGGACCUGCAAGACAGUGCCAUCGGCGCACACAAAAUUGGCAUCGUUCGUACGCGAAACUGGAAGCUGGGUCUGGAUCUUGCUUCCGAGGACGAAGUCGCUCGUACUGCGCUAGCCGUUGACGCUCCUAUUGAGAACCUCGUCAGCUUCCCGGUGCCAGUGCAAGAGAAUGGUAAUCCUAGCACCUGCACGAAGACGGCAUACGACUACCACCUCGGCUCGGAUGUAACUUCUAUUGCGCAUGGUCUGUUCUCCGCCCUGCGCGCGCUCGACGAUCUUGAUGUCGAUGUCAUUUAUGUGGAAGGUGUAUCAGACGAUGAGGGCCACUUGUCUGCGGCUGUUAUGAACCGACUCCGCAAGGCUGCUGGUGCCGAAUUGCGGGUUUAG